Molecule: messenger RNA, 1290 nt
Organism: Eupeodes corollae
Lineage: Eukaryota; Metazoa; Arthropoda; Insecta; Diptera; Syrphidae
Gene: Pex10
Product: peroxisome biogenesis factor 10
Exons: 2
Coding region: 248-1138 (296 amino acids)
Biological process (GO): protein import into peroxisome matrix
Cellular component (GO): peroxisomal membrane
Molecular function (GO): zinc ion binding
Source: RefSeq, a predicted model, not a curated record
AAAAAAGAUUCUAACAAAGCAAUUGGAGUGUGCAUGGGCCCUUAAGAAAAUCGAAACUGUUCUACCGACGCUUUCCAAAUUCCUUUUUACUCUCCUUUACUUUCUUAACGUCAAAACAAAAUAAAAAAACAAAUUUCCUGAAAAAUGAAAAUAAAAACAUAAACAUGUCAAAUUUUUACACUGAUUAAAUUCUUUUAGUUUCAGUUAAUCAGUUUUUAGUUUAGUGAAAAGACAACAAACUUGAAUAAUGUCCUUUCGACAUGCCAAAGCCCGACAGCCGGAGACAAUCCGCACUGUCCAGAAAGAUCUCACAUACACAAAUGAACUCACGGAAGAUCUUUCUGAUAUACUCAGAAUGUCCGGGCCUCGGAAUUGGAUAAAAUAUAACAAUGUCUGCAAAUUUAUUGCCGAAAUAGCCUACCACGGAUUUGCUUCCUUAAAUGAUUUACAAACUCUUGGUGAAGAAUACACUGGUAUUAUACAAAUCGACCACAAUUACCGAACUGCACCUUCCAAAUUACUUCGACUAUCUGCAAUUAUACUGGAAUUCGGGGGUGAGCGAUUAUACACAAAGGUCCUAAACAAUCUCGAGAGGAACAUCGAUAGAAACGAUGAUAUUGUCCCUGAAGCAAAACUCAAAUUGAAGACAAUUUUGCAAUGUAUGCGGAGUUCAGUGUCGUAUGUAAAGGCCCUGCAUAAGACGCUAUUCUAUUUGAAUUCGAGCAAGUACCAGAUUUCAAAGCGAUUCACUGGCAUAAAUUAUAUUCUGAUUAGACACUGGAUGAAGCCUGAUCAUUCCUUGUAUGGGUAUAGAAUCCUCGGAUGGGUCACUUUUCUCCAAUUGGUAAUUACCCUUGCCUUGGAUUCAUUUGAAUCGUGGAAAGAAUCCAAGAGAAAAACAACAGGUCGAAACAGCAGUAAAAGUUGUGUGCGUCUUUCAAAUACACAACAACAAUCACGUGAAGCACCUCAAUGUAUUUUAUGCUUGGAGCCCAGAGUUAAUACAAGCUCGACACCUUGUGGUCAUCUGUUCUGCUGGCAUUGCAUCCUAGAUUGGCUGGACGAGCGAGAUGAAUGCCCGUUGUGCAGGGAAAGUAUUAAAAAAUCCAAUGUGAUACAACUUCGAAAUUUUGUAUGAAGAUAUCUGUUGUGAGUUUUCCAAAGAAUUAAAUAUUAUGUAAGGAAUGGAGAUUUAUAGGUUUAUAGAAAGGUAUAUUGCUUUGGGAGAGGUGAGGGAUAGGGAAGAAAAAUUGUUAGAUGUGAAAUAAAAAUUUGAAGAAAGCUUUCUUA